This is a messenger RNA of Henningerozyma blattae CBS 6284, 1113 nucleotides long. RefSeq lists its product as uncharacterized. Gene Ontology annotation, molecular function: structural constituent of cell wall. Lineage: Eukaryota; Fungi; Ascomycota; Saccharomycetes; Saccharomycetales; Saccharomycetaceae. The record is from RefSeq and is a predicted model, not a curated record. The transcript has a single exon. Gene Ontology annotation, cellular component: fungal-type cell wall. Bases 1 to 1113 code for a protein of 370 amino acids. Gene Ontology annotation, biological process: fungal-type cell wall organization.
AUGCAAAUUAAAAAAACUCUAACUGUUUCAGCCUUAGUAGGAACUUCAAUGGCGGCUGUAGCUCCUAGUCAGCCAUGGACUACUUUAACACCUUCUGGUACAUAUUCUGGAGGAGUUAAAAAUUACUCUUCUAGCUUUGGAAUAUCUGUUGUUCCUAUCGCUACAUCAUUAGGUGUGAAUCAAAAGAAUGUUGUAACUCAAAUUUCUGAUGGCCAAGUUCAAGCUACUACCAAAGCUAGUUCAAAGCCAGUUAUGACUACUGCUGUUGUAUCUCAAAUUUCUGAUGGCCAAAUACAAGUCACAGGUAAACCCUCUGCAGCUGUAGUCUCUCAAAUUUCUGAUGGUCAACCACAGAAUGGUGAUAAAACUAUUACGUUUACUAAGAAAUCAACGACAGUAAUUGCUGUUACUAUGACUGGAAAUCCUGUAACCAAGACUGUUAACGUUGUUACAACUCAACCUGUAUCUCAAGUUGGCGACGGUCAAGUCCAAACUGGUGGUGCUAAAGCAACAGCUGGAGCCUUAUCUCAAAUUGGUGACGGCCAAGUCCAAGAUUGUGGUGCUAAAGCAACAGCUGGUGCUGUAUCUCAGAUUGGCGACGGCCAAGUUCAAGCUGCUGCUAAAACCACUGCUUCUCCUGUUUUCCAAAUUUCUGAUGGCCAAAUCAGAGCUACCCAACCAGCAGUUUCUCAAAUUUCUGAUGGACAAGUACAAGCUACUAAGACGGGAACCUCUAAACCUACCACAACAAAUGCUGCUCAAAAGGCAGCUGCUACAGAAUCAACGAGUCCAAAUGAUCCCGUUCGUGCAGUCGCAUGUAAUUCACCUGGUACUUUAGAUAUAGCAUUAAAGAAUGGUGUCUUAACAGAUUCUAAAGGAAGAAUAGGAUCAAUUGUUUCAAACAGGCAAUUUCAAUUUGAUGGUCCACCACCACAAUCAGGUGCAAUAUAUGCUGCUGGUUGGUCUAUUACACCACAAGGUAAUUUGGCUUUAGGUAGCCAAGAUGUUUUUUAUCAAUGUUUAUCUGGUACUUUUUAUAACUUGUACGAUGAAUCUAUUGGGAAACAAUGUCAGCCAGUUUACUUACAAGCAAUUGAUUUGGUAAAUUGUUAA